Molecule: messenger RNA, 1452 nt
Organism: Epithele typhae
Lineage: Eukaryota; Fungi; Basidiomycota; Agaricomycetes; Polyporales; Epitheliaceae
Product: N-acetylglucosaminephosphotransferase
Exons: 7
Coding region: 1-1452 (483 amino acids)
Biological process (GO): dolichol-linked oligosaccharide biosynthetic process; protein N-linked glycosylation
Cellular component (GO): membrane
Molecular function (GO): UDP-N-acetylglucosamine-dolichyl-phosphate N-acetylglucosaminephosphotransferase activity
Source: RefSeq, a predicted model, not a curated record
AUGGCGCAAGAUUCCGCCGUUCGUCCUCGUGCCCUCCCCCGCGUUCUCUUCGUCGCCCUUGCCCCAAUAGCGGCAUGGUUCCUCCUCCGCCCACUCCUGGAACCCGCGCCCUCUGUACCUGCCCUGUAUGCCGCCGUCGGAUUCUCAAUAUUUGCCUUUCUGGGCUCGCUUUACCUCGUUCCCGCCCUCGGACCGACUUUCAUUCGCGCAAAUCUCAGGGGAAGAGAUCUCUUGAAGACAUACGAUGACCCUAUCCCGGAGAGCUUGGGUCUCGUUUGCGCCUCGAUCUAUAUCGUCUGUCUUAUCCUCUUCACCCCGUACGCGUUCUCGGAGUCCAUCAAGACGUAUGACGAGUCUUCAAUGCGCGGACGAGAAGGGCUUGUGGUCGAUGAGUUUCCCCACCACCAGCUAGCAAUCUAUCUCUCGUCCAUCCUCUCCCUCCUCAUGGCGACGAUGCUUGGGUUCCUCGAUGAUGUCUUUGACAUCCGGUGGCGGCACAAACUACCGAUACCCAUCAUUGCAUCCAUCCCUCUUCUCAUCGUUUACUACUCGGAGCGGGGGUCCACCGAUAUCGUUGUUCCGAUACCACUUCGAUGGAUCUUUGGCACUCUCCUCCACCUAGGACCAUUGUACUACCUGUAUAUGUCGCUCCUCAGCACAUUCUGUACGAACAGCAUCAACAUCCUCGCAGGAAUCAACGGUUCAGAAGUCUCACAAGCCAUCGUGAUUGCGGUGUCGGUAAUCCUCAACGACCUCCUCUUCCUCCCCUGGCCCGUCGGUUUCCGCAUACCUCUGCCUCUGCACGUCACAGAUGGUCUCAAGGUUGGCGGAGCAUGGAGUGCCGGGAUGGCCUAUGGAAGUCGGGUUUUGGUUGAGCGGCACUUGCUGAGUCUGUACUUCAUGCUUCCAUUGCUCGGCGUGUGCCUAGGCUUCCUAUACCACAAUUGGUACCCGGCGCGGGCGUUUCCAGGCGACACGCUCUGCUAUGUGACAGGAAUGGCAUUUGCAGUCGUCGGAAUUCAAGCGCAUUACUCCAAGACGCUCCUGCUGUUCUUUCUCCCCCAGAUCUUCAACUUUGUGCUCUCCUGUCCCCAGCUGUUUGGGCUCGUACCGUGUCCCCGACACCGCGUUCCGAGGUUCGACUCGGAAAUACACCUCCUCCACCCAUCACGCGCGGAGUUCAAAGAGAAGCGCCCUUCCGCACUCUCCUCCGCGAUUCUCCGCGUGCUCGCUGCGCUCGGGCUGGUCGAGCUCGCGUUCGACGAGCAAACGGGCGCGAUCGCAAGCACGACGAACCUGACGAUCCUCAACGUCUUCCUGCUCCGACUGGGGCCGAUGCGCGAGGACAGCCUCACACGGGUGCUAAUUUCGACGCAGGUGUGCGGGAGCCUGGUGGCGUUCUUCGUUAGGUAUGGCCUCGCGGGGCUGGUGUAUGACGGGAACAGACGGUAG